Molecule: messenger RNA, 7399 nt
Organism: Spodoptera littoralis (African cotton leafworm)
Lineage: Eukaryota; Metazoa; Arthropoda; Insecta; Lepidoptera; Noctuidae
Source: the annotation of a GenBank genome assembly
CUGUCAUUGUAUUAAUAUAGACAAGUACUUAUGUACUUAAGCAUCAAUCUGAAAAGAAAGACGAUAAGACCCCGCGAACAAAGUGCUAACCUGUUGAAUGCCUGUGUGGCCGCGAGUAUAGCUUCAUUCUCUCUCGGCUUCCCCGGCGGAGCGGUCGUUAUCGAACGAGACCCAACUCCACAACAAUAAGUACACGUUCUCUGAAGCCAGUGUUGUGUGUAUAAUCAUCUCGUGCGGUGAGAUAGUUGGAAAAUGUCGUGUUUCGGUGGCAGCGUGCUGAUCCCCGAUUGAGUAAGAAGUGUACUGUGAUGUUCAGUGUAGUGUGAUGAUGUGAGUGAAGUGAAGUGCUAAAUAAAAAGGAAAACCGACAUCAUGUUGCCCACAAACGUUAUGUCCUUCAUGAAAAAGAUGGUGGCAACGGACGACUCAUCAAACACGGUGCCCGGCCACAUAGAGUCGCCGGGAACCUUCGGCAAACUGCGACAGACCCUGUCGUCCUCUCUUCUCACUGCUCAGGACAAAGUAACAAAGUUGGGUCCGCGACAAGUUGCGCCGGAGCCGACCCCGGAGCCUACACCAGCGCCGCCGCCUGCUCAACCGCCGCCCACCGCUGCACAAAUAUCUAAGACUGAACGUGAGGCUGGUAAAGCGCCAUCACGAGCGGGUGCGUGCCGUGUGUGCUUGAAGGCUCUAAAGCCGGGAGAGGUGUACCACACGUGCAACGGCUGCCAGCACCGCGUCUGUGAGGACUGCUCCUCCUACUCAAAGCCAGCCAGUGAUGAAGAUGCAAAUUCAUGGCGCUGCUCGGUGUGUCGCCGGAAGGCCGCACCGCGCCUACCCCCUGCCGCACAAGACAGUACAGACUCAUUACUGGAUGUCCCUGUGCUGGAAGCCCUACAACGUCGGCACUCGGAAGCCAGGCUCGGCAGCGGCGGCAGCAGUGCUGGCCUAGCACCCCCACGCUCACCUGAACUCAGGCGACAUUCAGAUGUAUCACCAGCCUCGCUUAAAGAACUUGAGAAGUUAAAGGGCGGCGGCAGUACUACGCCGACGGUGGAGUCACGUCGGCCGAGCACAGUGACACCAGCACGGCGCCGCUCUGUGCGCGCCCCGCGACAACGUUCCUGCGACGAGGACCAGCCACACUCUCCCGCACACCAGGCCGCUCCACUAGCGCCACCUAGCAUCUCAAGGAGAUCAUCAGCUGUAGACGUUGUAGCUGGUGCAACAUCGCGCCGUGGUUCAUAUCGUACAGAUGAACCAAGCUCCACUCCUCAAAUAGCUGCCGGCCUAAGUGUCGAUGAAGACCGACCGAUCAGGCGUCGAGGAAGCCAAUUGCCGGACAUAGCAGCUUUGCAACAAAAAACGGGAACUCUGGCGUUAGCAGCUUUAGCUUCUCGAAGCUCAGAUACAUCGUCAGAAUCGACCGUCACAGUCUCGGCAGCCACCAGCGCUGCGCUUGCAGCGGCCGCUCGGCAGAUGUCAGUUGAUGCAGAGGCUAUAAAGAUUGUCAUUCAUGACGUAGACGACCGUACACCACGCCGCGUAUCACUGCGUCGUGACCCCAACGACAAAGGACACCGCUCUCGCGGUUUCGGUAUGCGCGUUGUGGGUGGCAAGCCGGACGCGAGCGGGCGGCGCGAGGCUGUCAUUGUGUGGACCGUGCCGGGCGGACCCGCCGACCUCGCUGGCCUACAACAGGGAGACAAGGUGUUGGAGUGGGGCGGGGUUCCACUGACAGAGCGCAGCUUUGAAGAAGUAUGCGCGGUGCUAGAGCGCGGCGGUGACAGUGUUGAGCUACUGGUGGAGCCAGCUCCGCAGAUGGAGGACCAACCCUCGCAGGCUAGCCAGCCCUCUAUGCAUCACCACGCGUUAUACGAACCGGAUACCGACAAAUCACCAUCUUCGCCGACCCGACGGAAAUUGCCGAAAACCCCGGAGCAAGACCGAGCAGAGCGCGCACGCGAGCGCCCGCCAGCUCGUGCUCAACUGCAGGUGUGGUUCGAAUGCGACCUCCGCAAGCUCGUGGUGGUACUCAUCGCGGCUGACGACUUACCACCUCGAGACCACACUUUGGGAUAUGGAGAUGAACCAGAAGCUUUCGCUAGGAUACGCCUCCUACCUUCACUAGAGAGCUGCCCUCCUGUGGAAACCGACCCAGCCUCGGCUUCGUGUAGCCCGGUGUGGAAUGCUACGCUAAGCUUUGGAGGUCUUACAGCUGACUUGCUUGCUGGCCGAGCUUUAGAGCUUACUUUAUGGGAUGCCUGUCCAGGCAUUGACCCCGUUUUGAUCGGAGAAUGCACAAUGGAAAUCGAAAAAGCAUUCGCAGAGGAACGUGCAGUAUGGUGGACCCUGGAAGAGCGUGGACCCCGCUCAGCUAACGCAUCACCUCGCGGUUCGCUCACUGGUGCGCGCGCAUUACGCCGCGGAGACUUCGCCUCCCAGCGUUCAGUGUCAGACGACGUCGAUUCCAUCGGCGAAUGUGCAUCUUUACUGCACCCAGAUCAUGCGUGGGUUGGAGGGUCCAGGCGGGGCUCCUCGCAGUCAGAAACUCUUGAAGUGGAGGUUUACCAGCUUGGCAAAGAUUUUUCACGAUCUUUACCAGGCUCUCGUCGCUCCUCAUUCCAACAACAAGAAAAGGAAGGUGGUGGCGAUGUAUCGCCGGCGAUGAGUGCGCGACGCAACGAGCGACGACGUUCGUCGUGCGUGCGACGCGAUCCUGACGACAUACUGCGCUCGUUGCGCGCUGUCAAGGGAGAGCUCGGCCGCACGCUGUCGCUCUCCGGCUCCACGGCCAGGCGAACGGCCACGGGGCGAAAGGGCAGCAUGUGGGCGGCGGUGCCGGCGGCAGCGGCCUGUGACGCGCUGGCGGACGAGGACGACGCGGUGCCGCUCGGACCCGGCCAGCUGCCGCCGCGGAACGCUCAUCUGCCGCCAUUGCAUGCCGAGAUCAAUAUUAGCAUUAUUAUGAUCAAAGGACAACUGGAACUUGAGGUAUCUCAUGCUCGUCGCGUAUAUGGCGUGAACGGUGAAGUACCGGACUCGUACGUCAAGUGUUACCUGCGCGAUGGGGACAAGUGGCUGCAUAAGCGCAAAACUCGCGUCAUCAGGCGAACUACCGAGCCGCACUUCAAACAGACGCUCAAGUAUCAGGCGAGUGAGGCGCUAGGGCGCACUCUAGUGGUGAUGCUGUGGCAGCGCUGCGGCGGGUUCGAGCACAACCUUGCUCUGGGAGGUGCCGAGAUCUGUCUCGACAAGCUCACGCUUCCACAGCGCACGUACGGCUGGUACCCACUGUUCCCUGCCACCUCCUUCGCCAACGACGAGUCGCCCGACUGAUCCAGGGAGCCGUCGCCGGAGCGCCGUGAUGACAACUAGCGCACCUCGACGGCUCGAUACGUUCCAUGAAAUAAUAUGAUUGUAUUUAUCUCCGCCGUGCAUGUUUAUUAUACAUAUUCGCCCACAAUGCUGCAAGUAUUGGACUGAUAUAUGUGUUUGUUGUAUUUAUUCCCUCAUUGUAAAUACUGUGGUGUAGUACAGAUCACAACGUAUGUAACGUGACGUUAUUCUUGGCUCAUUCAAUUCACAGUCAAAAUAAUAAGAGCAUUAAUUAUUAUAGUGCCUCCAGAUCAAGAAUGAUUCCCCCUGGUUCUGACCUGCCUUCAUAAUAGGAAAUCUCUCAGGGCAUUUAACAACACCAUCUUAGACUGUAGUUUAAUGAAAAGGAGCUUAUUGUAGAAAAGUGCUUCAAAUUUUUAAGUGUGUAUGUUAUGUCCAAAUGUGGAUGUGCCUAAUAAACGAUUAGGCCUUGGAUAUAGUAAUUUAUUAUUAGCUCAAGGGAUAUUGUAUUUUAUUUAAAUGAUGAAAUAUCAUGAUGAUUGUGCUUAACCCUGUAAAACGCAUGUCUGUAGCAGUUUUCAGUUUAACUUAUAAAUGUGUAAUUACCAUAUAAUUCAGGAUAUUCAGAAUAUUUAGCUUAGUACAACACACUGUAGAACAUUUCAUGUGCAGUACAAUAGACUAUAUAUACAUAUACCUACUUAAUAGAUAUAAGGAAACAAUGUGCGAUGUAUAAUGUAUAUCUCUUGGUAACUAUCACUUUCACUAAACUUUCUUAGAAAGUAUCGUACAAGUUAAAGAACAUUUUUCUUCUUGACUGUCAUGGUUCUUAAUGGAAUAUUAACUAAUCGUUAGUGUCUCAGUACAUAUACCAUUGUACCUAUUUCUAAGUAUUUAAAUAUUCGAACCAACACUAUCUUAUAACAUACGUCAUCUAAUAAACCCCAACUUUGACACUUUGCCUUAUAUGAUUAAUACAUUUCUAAAGUUAUUCUAGUAAGUAAGCGCGUCUAGAUACUAUUCUUCCAAGGUUGUGCUUUAGUGAAUUUUCCAAAGUAUACCUACUUGUUUUACAAAUCAUCACUCUAUACCAAAGUGGUAAAAAAUCGUUUCUUCGUGUCAAUAUUCUUAUUCUAUGAACUGUAAAUAGUUAUUGUGAAAUUGUUUUUCAAAAUUUUCUACGCACAACAUUUUCGUGAUAGAAUUUAUAGUAAAUCUUUUAUAAUACCUUCAUUCAAAAAAUAUGUACACAUUUCUGACAAAUACCUUUAUAACUAGUACAUUUCAAAGAUGUUACAAUAUUACGUGUUUAGAAAUCAUGUCAUAGAUGUAGACCAGACAUUUCUGCAUUGUAAUAUUGAUGUGAUCUGUUUAUAUUAAGUAACGAGUGUAGUGCGAGGGCGAGCUAGUGGCCCUUAGAGCGGCACCGCCUAGCGACACAACCAUAUCGCGCCGGCUCGUUUAGUUAGAACACACAAACUCAUUUAGUAGAUAUUUUAAUAUUCGUGAGAUAAAUGAUAUUUUGAUCAUUGGUGUUAGUAACAAACUACAUAUCCUGUGAAAAGUACCUACAUGUAAUGUAAAAUAUAUCUUGUCGAAAUCUGUGUUCUUCCAGUGCUAUCAUAGCUUAGUGGCUCACCCGACAAUAUUUCUCUUGCUUACAGUCACCGUAGCACGGAGUGUGCGCAGUGGCACUGACACUCAGUGACGUCACUUGGUAGCACGUGCCAUGUUAGUGCCACUGCCACCAAGUACUCCAAAGAGUUUACGGUGCAUCGUUUUAUUUUGUUUAUCGUGGUUGUACAUUUCCCAAGAGAGAGAAGUAUUUAUUAGAGAGAUCUAAAUAUUCACUUAUAGAUUACUACUUAAAUAUUAAAAUACUCGAAUAAUUCAAAUGCCUAAGUAUAUAUCAGGUAUUAAGUAUAUUUUUACACUAUAAUUUUUGUAUUCGAUUAAGUUGAACAAAAUAUACAUAAUAUUUAUAAAUGUAUCAAUGAAAAAUCUAGAUAUUUAAUAAUGUAACUAUCAAUUCUGACAAAGUGUUAGGAUCGAUCUACUUACGCUUAUUAUCUUGAUAUGUUAGAGUAAAGUAAUAUUCUUACGUAAGUGACGUAUGUAUGUAAAACGUAAUCUAUGAUGUGCCUCGAUGAGCCCCGAUACCGGCGGUCACACGUCCCGCGCCGUGCUCGCCACAGCCCGACUUGUGAUGUGGUAUCGGAUAUCAUACUAUGUACCUUCCUUACUUUAGCUAUAGUUAUAUAUCGUUACUUCUUAGAACACGAUCAUUUCCACAUUCCGUGCCUUGAUAUACGCUGAAAAUGACUAACGCUUUCACAAGCCUCUGCAAAUAUUAGAAAUAACUUUAUGGCCUAAACCGCAAACACUGAUUCAAUAAUGUUUGUAUUCAAUAAUAAACUGAAACCAGUUCUUCUUGCACCCACUUUUCAGCUUUAAUCAUAGGAACGGAAUGAAUCUCUACAAAUACUAGUACGUAACAAAUACAUAUGUGUGUCAAAGUAUAUUAUUAAAUAAAUGUGAUAACAAAUGAGUUUAUUAUAGCGAUAUAAACAACAAAAAUACGUUUUAUUAUUUCCUCGAAACAAGAAGCCAUCCUUUGGUUUUAUUGUACGGAAACAAUACAAGGAAAAUAUAUUAAAACAAGGCAAGACGAAAGAAAUUAUGUUUUUAAAUCUUUUUAUUGUAACAACAUACAAUAAUAAGAACAUACAACUAUUUGCAAAACCACACGAUAACACUAAAACACCUAUCUUAUGGAAACCCCUAAUCUGUUCACUACGUUUACCAUCACAAUAAUUUAAAACGUUGCAUAGUACUAAAUAGAGAUAGGCAAACAGUUAUAAACAAUAACCACAGAUACAAUUGUAGCAUAAUUAUUGACGUGUGAACUAUAAAAAGAAGGGUCAAGAUAUGUCAUUAGAAUGUCUAUACAUGGUGAUAGUCUGCUGGCCCGCACCAGGCCUCCACGUGUUGCAGUAAGGCGGCUGGUAAACCACCACUGCGAGAUGCACUCACCACUCGAGACCACCAUUCACGGUUUGCACAACGACCUUGACAUAAUUUAGGACUUUUUAAUACAUUACCUAACAUAAGUAUAAUAAAUCCCGGAAUAUUGCUCAUGAAUAUGAGCCUCUAACAAACAGUUACGUGAGUAAGCCGAAAACAUAAUAAUGAAUAUAGUAUGUCUCACGAAACUUGUAAUAUAAACAUCAAAAAUCUAGUGUUUUUUUUAAGGGGGAAAAUUAUAUCGAAUGACUGCUCCCGCCUGGGUGAGGCGGGAGGGAGUGUCAGACUCUUACUGACUAAAAACCAUCCCGUUCCUACUCCUGCACGUCGAGCCGGAGCCCCGGUAACAAAAAAUCUAGUGUAAAUAUAUAGAAAAGUUAGUUGCUGUCAGUAAGUAAAGUAUCAAUCGUCUAAAACGAAGAAACGAUCCCACACAAUAUCGGGAAGUACUUAGAGGCUGACGCGUUGUUAUCAUAAUAUAACGUAUAACAUCAUAGAGGCCAUGUUUAAUUAAUGUAUCAUAACGUGCGAGCUUCGUCGAGCCGCCACUUAAUAAGGCUAUAUGUCAUCAGCGCCCCUACCCGCUUCGGGACGGCUUCACGACACCCAUAAUUAAUCAACUUGCUAGGGACCCGAUGUAUGAAAAAUUACUAUUUGUCAAAACAACGAUUAUAAGGGUUUCGUAACAAAAGAUUACUUGUGUUACAUGCUUAUAUUUCAGAUUGUAUUUAACUUUAGGAGUCAGUCAUAAAGUUAAUAGUCGUUAAGAAGUUGAAGCUAAGGAAAUGAUUUAGUGACCUUUGUCAGCCGCUGAACUUUAGUGACAGUUUCGUUUUGUCAAAGUCACAGAAUCGUUCAAACUUAUUAUGUUAAUUUCUUUGGUUCUUAAGAAUAAUGUAAAGACUUACCAUUAGUAAAAGUGACCAGUCUGGAUCCUAGUGGGUAGCCGGUAACCACACAGCAAGGCUCUGUAUCAGCCACACUAGACGCGUACAUGCCGCGUCCAUCAACCGGUAACGUCUGUUAAAUAGUAUAA